Xenia sp. Carnegie-2017 is the source of this 1575-nucleotide messenger RNA. Its product is annotated as alpha-1,3/1,6-mannosyltransferase ALG2-like. Bases 101 to 1492 code for a protein of 463 amino acids. Gene Ontology annotation, molecular function: alpha-1,3-mannosyltransferase activity; GDP-Man:Man(1)GlcNAc(2)-PP-Dol alpha-1,3-mannosyltransferase activity. The record is from RefSeq and is a predicted model, not a curated record. The transcript has 4 exons. NCBI's taxonomy places the organism in Eukaryota, Metazoa, Cnidaria, Anthozoa, Malacalcyonacea, Xeniidae.
UAGUUUUAUGUACAUACAUAGAAAAGUAUCCAAAGUUAAGUGUACGUAGGAACUAGGGAUUGCCAGGUUGAUGCAGUGAUCUAGUUGCUGGGUUGAUUUAAUGGGACACUUGAAACAGAAAAAGAAGUUUAAAGUGGUAGCACAUGUGGACGUUCCAAGUUCCAAGUCUUCAUUCUUAAAAAUUAUAAUGGUUGUUGUUGCCUUUAUCCAUCCUGAUUUGGGAAUUGGUGGAGCUGAAAGACUGGUUGUCGACGCUUCCCUUGCGUUGAAAAGUCGUGGACAUACUGUACACAUCUUCACUGCCCAUCACGACGCUUCGCAUUGUUUCCAAGAAACUAAAGAUGGUACCAUUUCUGUGACCUGUGUGGGAGACUGGCUGCCUCGUCAUCUUUUUGGCUAUUUCUACGCAUUAUUUGCCUAUGUGAGAAUGAUUUAUGUUGCCUUGUAUUUGGUCAUGUUUUCGAACUAUGUUGCAGACGUCAUAUUUUGUGAUCAAAUCUCGGCUUGCAUUCCAUUUCUUAAACUUUCCAAGGCAAAAAUUCUGUUCUACUGCCAUUUUCCUGAUCAAUUGUUAACCAAGAGAGAAAGCUUUGCGAAGAAAGUAUACCGUGCUCCCUUGGACUGGCUAGAGGAGAAAUCUACAGGCUUGUCGGAUUGCGUUCUGGUAAAUAGUAACUUCACAGCUGAGACAUUUUUUAAGACCUUUCCUACCCUCAAAUGCACAAAUCCAAGAGUCCUUUAUCCAUCGCUUAAUUUUAGUGCUUAUGAUAAAGAAAUCGGAGAUAAUGAAAAGAUACAAGGUGUACCAUUUGCAGCCAAUAUUGUAUUUUUAUCAAUAAAUCGGUUUGAACGUAAGAAAAACCUUCAGCUGGCAUUAAAAGCUUUGGCCAACCUAAAAGACAUAGUCUCCCAAACAGAGUGGAAGUCCAUACACUUAGUCAUAGCAGGUGGUUAUGACGAACGUGUCACGGAGAACAAGGAACACUACCAAGAAUUGGUGAAUUUUGCCGAAAAGAAUGAUCUUGCUGACCACGUGACUUUUAUCAAAUCAUUUAGCGAUAGAGAGAAACUAGUUUUGUUAGAACGGUCUUCGUGUUUGCUAUACACGCCGACCAACGAGCAUUUCGGGAUCGUUCCAAUUGAGGCAAUGUACAUGCGUCGUCCAGUGAUUGCUGUGAACACGGGUGGACCCCUCGAGACCGUUGUUGAUCGCGUCACUGGUUUCUUGUGUGAACCAAACGACGAGGCCUUUGCUAAUGCUAUGCUCGAAGUGGUCAGGGAAAUGGAAAUCGUCACGAGGUUUGGGGAAAAAGGCCGCGAGCGCGUCAUUCGUCAUUUCUCAUUCAACACUUUUAGCGAAAAUCUCGACAAAAUAGUAACGAAGCUUUAUACGAAAAACGAUCCUGCUAGCUUCCUCUCCGUCACUACGUUUUUCUUCAUUGUGUUAUUUAUCGCAAUAAUUUUAAUUUCUGUUUUUAUUUAUGUCUUUUAGACAAGACAGAAAUAUUUUUUCAUAAUAAUGCUUAGAAACCGUCGUCAGUACUCUUAAAUAAAUAAAGAUUAUAGGAUGAGGUU